AAUCAACACCUCGACCUUCUUUCCGGAUACCUAUGGUGGGUAUAUGGUGGCAUUUGCUGGUCGGAAAUACGCUGCUAGGUCUAUCCCUGCUUUUGUUGCAAAUGGUACCUACAUUGUGACAAGCUUUACAUUGGUUCUUGAAUUCAAAAAGGGCAGGCUGCAAAACCUUUACUGGAAGAGGGACGGGUGUGCAUCAUGCAAACAUGCCUCAUCAAACUUUGCAUGCCUCAAUGGUCAAGAUUGUGCUAUGAAGGUCAAUGCAUGCAAAAACAGAGGUGGCAAUGUGGACUGUAGCCUUGGGAUACAAGUUGCAUUUUCUGGGACUGAUGAGCAUGAUUCAGUUUUCAACUCAUGGUACGAAGUGAAGAACCUUCGCCAGUACUCACUCUAUAGCGUAUAUUCCAAUCUGAGAGAUUCUCUCACCAGUCAAUACAACAAAUUAUUUUGAUUUGUUGCCUUGUAUAUCUAUGCUUUUGUGCAUUGUUUCUUUGUUCUGUCCAAAUUUGAAUACAUCAUUCCUGUGUGUGCUGAUGAUGAUGGACACGCUUGGAUGCCUUUCGAAGUGUACUAAGGAGUAUUAAUUUGCCUUUGACGCUUACUAUAGGAGGGUCUAAAAUACAGUCCACCAUUUGCCAAAAAGUACAUCACAUUUAUUUACGCUGAGCUGAAAAUUUAUUUUCUUGUAAUUAUACCCUUUGGCUUUCAUCAUUCUUUCCCUUGUGUUCCAACUCAAGUCUUUCAUCC
Messenger RNA from Cuscuta europaea, 744 nucleotides. The record is from the annotation of a GenBank genome assembly. Lineage: Eukaryota; Viridiplantae; Streptophyta; Magnoliopsida; Solanales; Convolvulaceae.